GUAAUGAAUUACGUACACAUGACAACUAUUAUACUACAGAUAGAACGAGCGUGUAGGAUGUAUUACAUGCGGGUAAAGUGUCAGACAAGCCAUGCAGUCGCAACGACAGCUACAAGAAUCAACGUUCAGGCAAUGACGUCACGUAUGGUUACGCAUGCUGCAUUUAAAAUACAGGUCCGGCCCAAGGUUAUCGAGUGGCCCAGGCAACUCAGUGUCGCUUCAUACGCCUGCAUGGUGCACGGAUCUGAGCAUUCUCCGAGUUUGUUCAGGGCGCCAACGCACGCCUCUGCAGCUCAGCGCGUGUUGUCGUCGGUACCUGCCGGUACAAUGGGAAUUUCUGGUACAUGUAUGCUGUCCUCGUCGCCCUCCCCAUCAUCCAACUCUGCUUGUCCACCUCCGUUGUUCGCUUCAACUUCAGGAGGUGCGCAAGCUUCGAUUUCUUCAUCGUCAUCCCUCGACGGGAACCAGGGAGUUAGGUGAGGAAUGGCCGAGGUGCGUGAUGAGGGGUGACGGGGCGAGAGGAGGACAUGCUUAUACUAGUGGUGUUGGGUGUGUGAACGAGAGGAUGCAUCCUCCCUCCCAAACUCAGUUCCUCAACACCGCGUGGAAGCCAUUUGCUGGAUGGUGCAGGCGUCUGAACAUUCCCCGAGUUGGUUCAGGGCGCCGAUGCAUGCGUCUGCAGUUGAGCGCG
Messenger RNA from Dacryopinax primogenitus, 691 nucleotides. RefSeq lists its product as uncharacterized. The transcript has 4 exons. NCBI's taxonomy places the organism in Eukaryota, Fungi, Basidiomycota, Dacrymycetes, Dacrymycetales, Dacrymycetaceae. The record is from RefSeq and is a predicted model, not a curated record. The annotation marks the transcript as partial.